Messenger RNA from Drosophila rhopaloa, 2018 nucleotides. Its product is annotated as NEDD8 ultimate buster 1. Gene Ontology annotation, molecular function: protein binding. The coding region runs from base 59 to 1906 and encodes 615 amino acids. The transcript has a single exon. NCBI's taxonomy places the organism in Eukaryota, Metazoa, Arthropoda, Insecta, Diptera, Drosophilidae. Gene Ontology annotation, biological process: regulation of ubiquitin-dependent protein catabolic process. The record is from RefSeq and is a predicted model, not a curated record.
UCAAAUUAUCGAUAAUAAAUUCAAAAAUUAUUCAGUUUGACACGGUUGCUGACGGAUCAUGUCUCAAAUAGACAAUACAUUUAUUAAACUGCGGGCUCGACUGCGGGAUCGGGAUAUAAAGUUGUGGGAGGAGCCGUACUACUUCGAUGGCGUGGGCAGUAUUGAAUCGGAGAUGGAUCGCUUGGCGAGGGAUCUGAGUGGAGAUCUGGACAUUAGCAUUUCCGAUUGCAGGUGUGCGCUGGUCGAAAUGCAGGAUGGUGCUCUGAGGAAGCUGGCUGCUCGCAGGGAGUUCAAUGACACGGGCUUGGCCACUUUCAAUGUGCGAUGUGUGGACAGCAAAGGGGGCACUUCACAAAUGAUGGAGAUUAAGUGCUCUUUGGGAGUCUCAGGCGCUGAUCUUCAAAAGGAGGUGGCUAAGAAACUGGAUUUAGCAGAUCCCAGUCAUGUAAAGUGCAUUUCCGGAGGUCGCAUUAUCAACGGUAUGAGAACUUUGGCAUCGCAGGGUCUAAAAACCAAUCAGCAACUAAUGGUGGUGGUUGGAGGAGGGAACCAGGGUCAGGAGUUGCAUGAACGCAUCCAAAGGAUUCGAGCGGAUGUGGAGAUAGUUGCGGACGCCGAUCAUCGCUUUAUGGAAAUGGAGGAUCAAGAUGGACGCCCGAUCUUCCUGCCUCCCGAUGAAAAUCGAACUUUGCUAAUGGCCAUGGGCAUGUAUGAAAAAGCCAGAGCUGCCAUGCGAAAAGAAAACUUGGAUGAGGCAUUACUCUUGCUCCUUGAAACCGAUGAACUCUUCUCGCGAUGUAACUCCAAGUUCCUGGAAGCGGUAGACAACUAUGCCCUCAUAAAUCUGGACAUUGUGUGGUGUUAUCUUUGCCUGAAGAAUAUCACCCAGUUACCUGAUGCCCAGCGACGUUUGGAUAUUUGCGAAAGGAGUUUUCGCAAGAGCUACGGCGAACAGUUUGAUCGAUUGUAUGCCAUCAAGGGUACCAGUUGUCCUGAGAGAGCUUUGAUUAUGAGACUACACCUUCUGCAAGGUGUGCUCUACUUUCACCAAAAUCGCAGAGAUGAGUCAUAUGAAAGAUUGGAGGAGGCGGCCAAAGCCUUGGAUGAGUUAAAAGUCAACGAUGAUCAGCUUUUGACACUGGUGGAGAUGGGUUAUGGGGAAUCGGACGCCAGAUUGGCCCUAAGAUCCUGUGCCGGUAAUAUUGACAGAGCUAUACAAUUUAUCCAGGAUCGCAGGGAGAAAGUCAGCGAAGAGCGCAGAAACUCGGCUCCCUUGAGGCAAGUAAACCAAGAGAUGAGGGAGGCGAAUUCAGGAGGGGAUUGGGUAGAUCCACGGAGUGUCUGCAGACUCAUGGAGAUGGGCUACGAAAGGCGUUUGGUGGUGGAAGCUCUGAAGAAAACCAAGAAUAACCUGGAUCGAAGUCUGGACCUCCUACAGCGCCAUUCAGAUGAACUUAGGGCCAAUCUAACCGCAACACCUCCCGUCGACGAAUCGUUACUUUCCACACUGCAGCAACUGGGCUUUCAGACUCAAACCGCUCGAUCUGCUUUGGAAACUACCGAAAAUGAUUUCCGAAAAUCCGUGGAAUUCUUACUGAAAAGUUUCGUAAAUGAAACGGAGUUAAUGGCAGUUAUUGGAGCCAUGACAAAGUUACUGGAAGAUCACGGUCCUUCGGGUUCAAAUAGAACAACUAGCAAUAGCUCUGCCCCUUUGUUAAACUUAUCUAGCAGCAAGUUGGCCCUAAUCCAAUCGGUUCUUGGUCAGGCAAAAUCGGAGAUGGAAUCGUACAAUGCCUUCAAGAGAUUCAAUGAGGACCUCUCUGAAAAUAGUUCCAACUAUUUGGAUCUGCCAUUGGUGCAGGAAGAGCAAAUCCUCAGCGAGUACCGGCGUCUGCUGGAGCGAUAAUCCUUUGAAGUGUUCAAUUUAUCAUUUCCGUUUAACAUUGUUAUGUUUUAAUGUGCGCCAAUAUUGUGUGGACAGUUAUGUUAUCUUAAUAAUUGAUAUAUAAAUGUCUUCA